Molecule: messenger RNA, 1253 nt
Organism: Carica papaya (papaya)
Lineage: Eukaryota; Viridiplantae; Streptophyta; Magnoliopsida; Brassicales; Caricaceae
Product: myb transcription factor 42-like
Source: RefSeq, a predicted model, not a curated record
AAAGGAUAGAUCAUCAGAGAGAAUCAAUCAACAUGGGAAGAGCUCCUUGCUGUGACAAAGCCAACGUGAAGAAAGGCCCAUGGUCUCCUGAGGAAGAUGCCAAGCUCAAGUCUUAUAUUCACCAGCAUGGUACUGCUGGUAACUGGAUUGCUCUCCCACAAAAGAUAGGGCUUAAGAGAUGUGGAAAGAGCUGCCGUCUCAGAUGGUUAAACUAUCUCCGCCCAGAUAUCAAACAUGGAGGAUUUUCUGAGGAAGAAGACAACAUUAUUUGCAGCCUUUAUAUCAGUAUUGGGAGCAGGUGGUCCAUUAUUGCAGCACAUUUACCAGGAAGAACUGAUAACGAUAUAAAGAACUAUUGGAACACAAGACUGAAAAAGAAGCUUCUUGGUAAGCACCGCCUGCAAUCUGCAGCUCGUCGGAGCACCGCCGGCGCCGGCCCCUCCAUAAACCAAGAUCUGAUCAAGAAAGAGACUACAACCCAACAGAUUAAUCCCUACUGGCCAGAACUGUCUUUGCUAAGAGCACCCUACCCUAUUAAUGAAGAACCCAAAUAUUUCAGCGACGACCAUGAAACAUCAUCAAUCAGAAAAUUUCUUGCGAAGCUUGGAGAAAGUUUCUCUGAUCACGAUCAUCAUGAUUUUGCGGAUAUCACAAAUCUUGAUCAUUACCCACUUCAUGAUUUAUCUACUACUACAUCUACCCAAAAAUUCUACGACCACUACUCCAUGAGUAACAUGACGUCUUCUUCUUCAUCAGCUUCCAUUAAUGGAACUGCUCCUGAACUUGGACACAACCAGUACAGCACUGAUCCUCAUGAUGGGUCUGCUGGUUCUGAAAUCUUGCAACGAGAGUACAAAGGUGUAACCACUAGUAUUGGUUCAGUGCGGACAUUUAAUCAUGGAGAAACUGAUCAGUUCAUCAGUAACACUAUCAUUCGAGUAGAUGAGAUGGAACUUUUACAGGCAGAUGGUCUGGUAAAUGAAAGAUUAAUGUUAAAGGAAGAUGAAAGUAAUUAUGGGUGGGGAGAGAUGAGCUCUCUUUUCAGUACAACUUCUUCCUCUUCAUCAAGCUAUGAAGGAAUGUUACAGCAAGGAGGUUUUGCUUUCAGUGAGUGCUUCAGGUACCCAGAACCGCUAUAGUGUAUAUAUAGUACUGUAAAUGAGUAGAUAUAUACUCUAUGUUUAGGAGUACUAUAUAUAAUUGAUUAAUUGAUAGUUGUGGGAUGUUUAUAAUUAAAACCCUAAUAAAUUUAU